GAGGACAUACAUACUGCCAAUAACGUCAAAACUGCAGGCGUUAACGUAGCGUGAUGACGUCGUUGGUUAAUGCUUCCCUCUGAGCAGAGGCGGCGGAUGGAGCGGAGCUGAUGAAUGAGAUGAGGGGCUAACAGAGGGCAGACGGGCUGAUGAUGAGAGAGGAUGAACCAGCAGCUGAAGGAGCAUCAGUCCUAUUCUCCCACCAUCUCAGAUCCAGUUUACGCGAAACAACGCAAACAAAAUAAGACGGAGAAAUCUGCUCGUUUGUGAAUGAAGGAAAAUUUUGUGGCGAACAUCGACGUCGGUGAAGCUGUUUUGAUUUUUUUUUUCCUCUUGGAGGAGGGCAGGACGUGAUGAUAAAACCCGGAGUGUACUCCAAGGGCUUUUUUGUGUUCUCUCCAAAAGCAGCGGAGAUGAAGCCCCGUCUGGAAAGAAGAUGUCUGUCACCACAGAGCGGCGUUAAAUGUCUCACUUGCGGCGGUAAAACUCUUUAAUAUUUCUCCGAUUUGAGGAUUUUAAUGGCACAGAGGACUUCAAUCAAGAGCCAGCGACUUAAAGAGGGAUUUAUGAGUGUCGGAAUUGAGGGGUGAAUGUUAAUUUUUUUAUCCCAACGUCUGCCAUCCCUAUUCAGAUUAUACACCAGCCAACGGAGCAUUUAUAGCCAGCUAACGUCACAUUUAGAGACUAUAGGCAGUUUUAUUUGCUAAAACACGUUAACAUUUUUUCCCCUUCGAUAAUUUCACUCUGAAUUUAAAAGCGCAACACGAUCCCUUCGAGUCUAAUGUGGUUAUAAAUCACACCAUCCGUCUGCUGUCAGUUUUUUUUCUCCUUCUUUUUUUAAUAGCCCGAGUUGAGCUCCAUAAUCCUGCAUUACUGUGGAGUUUGGUUGUGGGUUUUUUAGCUAACGGCGGCGGCUACUAGAGCCAGAGCAGCGCGCGCGCGUGUUGUCAGUCAUCAUGCGUGCACCGACACGUUCGCACGGAUGAAACCACCACCUAAGCCAAAAAUAUGAUGCACCCAGAGGGCACAACAACACGCCGAGCCAUGUCGGACUGAGAACAGUGAGAGUGGGGCUUCGCCGGGCUGUGAGCUCACACAAACAAGCAGAGAGCGGCUUUCAAUUGAGAGGGAGAGCGGAUAAAAAACAAAACAAAAACAAAGCUGCAGCUAGCCUCUCCGCACAGCUCUCAGGAGACCGCUGAGAGGAUCAUUUUCGACUCAACUUAGAGACCAGAAUCCAGCUAUAAUGGGAGAGCAGCCCAUCUUCAGUACGCGGGCCCACGUCUUCCAGAUAGACCCGAACACCAAGAAGAACUGGGUUCCCACGAGUAAACAUGCCGUCACAGUGUCGUACUUCUUCGAUAGCACCAGGAAUGUAUAUCGAAUCAUCAGUCUGGAUGGAUCCAAGGCCAUUAUAAACAGCACCAUCACCCCCAACAUGACGUUCACCAAGACAUCGCAAAAGUUUGGCCAGUGGGCGGACAGCCGAGCCAACACUGUCUACGGCCUCGGCUUCUCAUCAGAGAGCCACCUGGUUAAGUUUGCAGAGAAGUUUGCAGAGUUCAAGGAGGCGGCACGGUUAGCCAAGGAGAAGUCUCAGGAGAAGAUGGAGCUCACCAGCACGCCCUCUCAGGAGUCAGCCCCAGGUGAUCUGCAGUCACCUUUGACCUCAGAGAGCAUCAACGGUACAGACAAUGACAGAGUUACACCAGAUACACCUCAGCACCCCGAAGCCAGAGCAGAGCCUUCCCAGAAUGCACUGCCCUUCUCACACAGUUCAUCCAGCAUUAAUAAGCACUGGGAGGCAGAGCUUGCGGCGCUGAAGGGGAACAAUGCCAAACUGACGGCGGCUCUUCUUGAAUCUACAGCCAAUGUCAAACAGUGGAAGCAGCAGCUGGCAGCCUAUCAGGAAGAAGCUGAGAGGCUACACAAACGGGUGACGGAGCUGGAGUGCGUGAGCGGCCAAACGACGGGGAUUAAAUCUCAAAAGACUGAACUCAACCGAACAAUAGAAGAGUUGGAGUUGGCUUUGAAGGCUAAAGAGGAGGAGUUGGAGAGACUUAAAGCAGAGGUGGAGAGUGCCAAUGAGUUUAGGUCCCAAAGAGAUUCCCUCACACAGAGGCUACAGGAGACGGAGGUGAGAAACCAGACGCUGGAGGCCCAGCUGACUGAUCUGGAGCAGCGUCUGGAGAGCAGCCAGCUGGAGCGGGAAGCCUUUCGCAAAAGCCUGCGCUCCCUGCUGGAGCUGCUGGACAGCAAAAUCUUUGAGCUGAACGAGCUGCGGGACGCACUGGCCAAGCUGCUGGAGGGCAGCUAGACGGAGAGAGACGAAGACUGUGCCACCACCUCCAACCACCUCCACCAACACAGCAGCCAGCGCCGAGACUUUUACCGCAUGUCGGCACUCACCUGCUCACUGACAACUUGAAUUCUCUUUUUUUGUUUUUUUCCUCCCACACGCGUGUAAAGGUUUACACACGACUUUAUACUUUAACACACAUCCACGCUCAGAUCGUUUACAAACCGCCAUGUGAAGCCUUCCCCUCCACUCCACUCUGGACAAAUCCACAGAAGCUUUCCUCGCUCUACGGAAACAUUAAAGGCGAAAUUCGCUUUUUUCUUUUAAACGUUGCUUUGGUGCGUUCAAAUGCAGUCACUCAGAGUCUGCGAUUGUUCUUGUUUUUUUUUCUCUUUUUUUUCCUCUUUCCGACUUUUUUUCCAGGCACAAAUCUUUAUUAAAACCCACGUCACCAUCAGCCAAAUAAACUCUGAGAUCCAUUGGGUUAUUUGUUGUGGGGACUCGACACAAAGAGGAUCCGGAGGACGUCGGUAUCUAUCGUGAAAUAUUCUUCUGAGAUAUAUGAGCAAUACAAAAGGGCAGCACCAGAGGGUUUAAAAAAACAUUUUCCACUCUCACUUUCAGGUAAUUUUACUCCUCUCGGAUACGUUUAAGACAUCGAGGUGGGAUUUUACUCAAACGUCUUUUCUUUCUUUCUAUACGCUUUUUUUUAAGGAUAUAACAGAUUCAUAGUGCACUUGUUCAUGUGUGUGUGAGUGAGUCAGAUGUUUCAUUUCCCCUCUUUGUUUCUGUUGCGACAUGAAGUGCAAUGAUUGAAUCCUUUUUUUUGUUAAUUUAUUACUGAAAUUUGUGACGAUGAUGAUUAUUAUUAUGAUGGAAGUUGUACAAAAUCAAAGUAUCUUUAUUUACAUCUCAUUUUCACUUAAUCUUUUUUUAUCAUGUGGUACGUGAGUGUCAAGAUGUUGAAACCUGGCAAUAUUUUUGAGCUGUUUAUCGAAGGAAAAAGGAAAAUGCGGCGGGUUGACUGCAGUUUUUUUUUUCUUUUGCCAAAUAAUGUUUUCCUGUACAGAUCUGAAUUUUUGCUGAUGUUGCCUUUGGUACAGACAUGCAUCAAUGGUAGCUAAGUAGCGGUACUUUUUAUUUGGUGGGAUUUACUAUUGCCAAAAAUGAGAGGAAUACGAUUCAGCGUGUACACCUGAAGAACACUAUUUAAGGGCUUGUUGUUAGCGCGGGUACAUUCGGGACACUUGGAUGGAUUUUUGUGCUGUAAAGGGAAAAAAGAAACAUUUGAAUAAGACUUUGAAAUACUGAUUAAACCACAUGCUUACAGACACAAAUUGUAAUUUUGAGUUUUUAAUAAAAGAAAACCAAAUGAAAAUGCUGCAGUUGUGUUUUAAUGAGCAUACUUCACAGUAAACCAGCCCUGCUGUCAUAAACCUGGUUUAAAUAAACCUGACUGCAGUUGAACUUGCCUGGUUUAAGUUUUAACUUGCGUCCUAUUUCAAAGCUUGUUCUUUGGACUAUUUAAGUACCAGCCUACCGUCACUUUUCCAGGCAUUCAGCACGUCAACCUGAAGCAUUUAAAUCCAUGAAUGUUUUUGAUUUUGCAUCUCAACUAGCAGGAAACGUUCCCACAAUGUUCUAAUGGUGUUUUGAAUGGACCUGUCAAACUGAAGGACUCAUCAGGUACUGGCAGGCCAAGCAAAUGCAGCUCUGGCAGCAGCUGAAGCAAAACCUCAGGUACAGACAUGCAUCAAUGUCUGUACCUGAGUUUUUCCUUCCCACUGUCACCAAGGGCUUGCUUGUAGGAGGUCGUCUGAUUGCUGGGGUUUCCUCUGUAUUAUUGUAGGGUCAUAUAAAGCACCUUGAGACUAAUUAUGUUGUGAUUAGGUGUUAUAUUAGAAAAACUAUUUGAAAUAAGGUCUGGGAAGAGUUCGUUGAGUUCACUGACAAAGAAUUUUGGUCAGGUUUAAAGCAAUUCUGGCAAACAAUCUCAGGAGGAAACAGUACCCACACUGUAUAGUGGGAUGGAGUGCUGGUGAUUUAGCUGCGCUGUGGAAAGAAUAGUUUGAGGAUCUCCUCAAGCCUCAAAGAAGAAGCAGAGUCUGGGGAUGAUGGGGAACAGCUCCUCAGCAGUGUCUACUCUGGAUUAGCAGACUGGGUUGGUGGGUUUCCUCUUUAAGAAAGGGGAGCAAUUAAAACUAUUAAAAACACAGACGUGUUGUUUAAUUGUCUGUCUGUGGGAAUAAACUUGAAAGCAAUGAUUCUCAGGAAGGUGAAUAAAAAUAUGAGUUUUGGAUUCUGUAAAUGGAUUAUGGACUAGAAUGAUAACAGCAUAUUAUGUGGGGGUUAAACUCUAAA
Haplochromis burtoni (Burton's mouthbrooder) is the source of this 4660-nucleotide messenger RNA. RefSeq names its product homer scaffold protein 1 (gene homer1). Gene Ontology annotation, biological process: G protein-coupled glutamate receptor signaling pathway; regulation of store-operated calcium entry. The coding region runs from base 1247 to 2317 and encodes 356 amino acids. NCBI's taxonomy places the organism in Eukaryota, Metazoa, Chordata, Actinopteri, Cichliformes, Cichlidae. The transcript is spliced from 9 exons. Gene Ontology annotation, cellular component: postsynaptic density; cytoplasm; plasma membrane. The record is from RefSeq and is a predicted model, not a curated record. Gene Ontology annotation, molecular function: G protein-coupled glutamate receptor binding.